CGCAUUCAUGAUAAAAUCGAGUGAAUUAGGAGGCUAACGUUAGCUAAUUAUUACACCUGAACAGGAGUAGCUGUAAACAAUCUAAAGUGGUGAAAUGACCGAGGAGCAGCUGAGCCGGUGGUGUCGGUCCGGACUGUAGAGUGACCAAUCCAGGAUGCUCCAGGGGCCGUACAACAGCCUGGACCGGGACCGGGACCGGCCUCUGUUCCGGCUCCCAUUCACCAGCUUCGCCGUGGGGACGGUUCUGCUGCCUCUGACUGGGCUCAUCGCCUGCCUUUCCAUUUCACUCAUGUACCACUUUACAGAUGCAACAUACACACACUGCCAGGUAUCGAACUACCUCCCCUCCAUUAGCGCUGCCAUUAGCCGCGUGCCGGAGCGGUACAUCUGGCGUUGCUGCAUCGGCCUGCACUCAGCGCCGCGAUACCUGGUGGCCGUGGCCUAUUUCAACUUCUACCGCGGCCGCUUCGCCAGGAGGCUGCUGGAGCUGAUGCUGAGUGGCCUGGCUCUUCUGUGCAGCCUCGCUGAGAACACUGGCCUGCUGCUGCUCACUUAUGUGUCGUCCACUGAAACCUACAAUGUUCAUAAAAACGGUUUCAUCGUGUUCAUAGCAAGUUCACUGCUGCACAUGCUCAUCACAUGCAGACUGUGGCAUGUGAUCAGAAGGUCGUAUGUGAACCCAGAGGAAGUGACAUCGUGUGGCUGGAAAAUGCGUCUGUUCAUCUUCAACUGUAUCUGUUGCCUUGUUGCCUAUUACUUUUUCAGACGCCACAACAAGUACUGUGAACCAGGAAUUUACACCCUGUUUGCUCUCUGUGAAUACCUGGUGGUUAUCUCCAACAUGGCCUUCCACAUGACUGCCUUCUGGGACUUUGGGAGUAAAGAGGUGAUGGUGGCCACGCUGCCAGAAGAUAAACGAUACUAAACCCCACCAUCGAUUCUUGACUUUCUUAGCCUCAGGACUGGGUUUAAUCUUUGCUGACCAUUUGUGAACACUAACAGGCCUCACAUAGCCUCAUCCUGACUCUAUCAUAUUAGCUUGCUCUGCAGGUGAGCCGGUCUAAAUUUUGAGUAGAUCGUCCAACAGGUUAAGCUUUGUGUUGUGAUGUUUUGCAGAGCUCAGACCCAUUUAGGAUUAAAAAGUCAUAUCAGUUUCAGCUGAGAUACCAAAACGAUGCAGAGUAUGGGUUUGUUGAUAACAGGUUUUAAUUUUAUUGAAAACCUGUAAAAGUCUUGAAUUUUUGACAGUAUCAAAAUCAGUUUUUAGUUUUUUUUAUUGUUAAUAGACCAAUGCUUUGGUUCUGUGCAUCCUUUCAAAUCUGACUGAUUAGUGUCUGACACCAAAACAAUCUGGAAUCUAGUGAACAGGCCAAGUUUUACCUUGGUCACAUCUUUUCUGUUUUGAAGCCUACUUUCAUUGCUCAGUGUAAUAGUGGGCCUGUAACUAUUGUUUUUUUUGUUUUUUUUUUUUGAAAAGUGUUUUAUUUUUACAGUCGAAAGUGUAAUAAAAGGCUUUCUACCUGCUCUACGCCACAUAUGGAGAUUGAAUGUUGGGCUGCUUGACACCAGUUUGUGUUUGAGGUCUUUUAUCCUGUUUUGAGGUAGGUUUAGGUAACUUAAUCUAAGUAAUCUUAGCAUUGUGGAUCCAGCUGCUCGAUGACAUACACAUGAUCAGAGCAUUAAAAGAAAUAACAACAAAUGCUACGAGAGAGAAGCAACAUGUGCUCCACGCACACAUCCUUCAUCCUUUAUGGUGAACGUACGUUUACAGGUUUGUCGCAGCUGUAAGUAUAUGUGGAACGUUGACCUGCAGUGAUGAGCUGUGUGUGACACAUGGCUUGUUUACCAUCAGCCGUUGUUUGCCUGUUAAACUGGACUCAUGUUCCCUGAUGGUGUCAACAGGCUGACGGGUCAGAAAAUAACACUGCAGCUUUGUCCAUGCGCUUCAUCGUUAUUGCUAAAAACAGCAGGCUAAUUGAACCCAGUAACAAAAGAAGGUGUGAGGUAAUUCUCCUGGGUUGUGAGUAAGUAAAGCCUGAAACAAGAAGCUUCAUCCAGGCAGGAUGCGUUUGGUGCUAACCUCUUUUAAAGUGAAGACACUUCAGCGGAUUCCUUUCAAGGGGUUUAAUUUAAUUUUUAAGAAUCCAGACGUUUGUUGCUUCAUAGAUUCUGAUUAGCAACUACAAUAUCCAAGGAUCUGAAGUAAAUAAGUAAUAGGGUUAAGGAAGGUUUGCCCAGUCUGAUUCCAGCUAUUAAAUGAACAGAUCAACUCUGGUUUAUCUGAAGCUACCUGUCUGCUUCCUAGUGUCCUAAACACUAGCACUGAUGGAACAGGCUGGAUGUAAGUCAGCAUCUAAAAGGAGAUUAAUUUACUCAAAAGUUGAGCAAAUCAAAGUUCAUCAGGCUGCUGUCAUGUAUGUUGCUAUGAUUCUGACACUGACUGAUGUCUGGUGACUGACUGCCAUUAUUGAAUGCAUUGCAAAAAACACUGACCCGUAUCGUCUUCAUCCACAUUAAUUCGCUGACUUUUGCUGCUUGAACUUUAUUCCCCUCCAGUUUUGUUAAACCUGUGGGAAAACAUUCUAAAACCUGACCCGUGGAGCCUGAUCUGGUCAUUUUUGAAUAUGUCUCUGUGUGAUUUGAUUAUUUUAUCAUCUGACACUAUAAGAGUCCUUUCAUCGUUUGGGGAAGUUGUUUGUCUGGCUGUCGUUUAUUAAUCUCACUUCCUCUCAUAUUCAUUUACCUGAACCAGAAAACAACAGCACCGACAGACUCUCGGUACUGGAUCAUCACAGGCGCAGCAGAAAUAAACUCAUCAGGCAGGUUGACUGUGCCAAACGUGUUUUAAAUGUCUUCUCGCAUUUAAAGAAAAAUGCAGUGAACGAUUCAGAAAGCAACAUCAGCAUCUUGGUAUUUUACAAAUUUGGUAAACGUCAAACUCCUAAACCUCUUCAAUGUUUCAGGUUCAUCUCCCAGAAAUAAAGUGUUUGUCUGUAGCA
Betta splendens (Siamese fighting fish) is the source of this 2999-nucleotide messenger RNA. RefSeq names its product post-GPI attachment to proteins 2 (gene pgap2). Lineage: Eukaryota; Metazoa; Chordata; Actinopteri; Anabantiformes; Osphronemidae. The transcript has 6 exons. The record is from RefSeq and is a predicted model, not a curated record. Gene Ontology annotation, biological process: GPI anchor biosynthetic process. Gene Ontology annotation, cellular component: endoplasmic reticulum membrane; Golgi membrane. The coding region runs from base 155 to 925 and encodes 256 amino acids.